AUGUCGGCGUCUGGCCAGACGAAGAAGUUCGGAAAGGGCGAGAGGACCGUCCCGACCCAGAAGGCACAGAAGUGGUAUCCUGUUGAUGACGAGCCUCAGCCAAAGAAAAUGCUCGAGGAGCAGCCGAGAGGAGAAUCUGCUGUUUUUGGCGAUAAUAUCUCCCAAUUUCCAAGAGAAUUGCGAUAUACAAUUGGAACGGCGAAAUAUAAAUAUAUAUAUGUUCGCAAGUCCGUCAACCCCGCUAAGCCACGCGCCAGUCUCCAGCCGGGCACUAUCCUCAUCCUCCUCGCUGGCCGUUUCCGUGGCAAGCGUGUUGUCCUCCUCAAGCACCUCCCACAGGGUGUCCUCCUCGUUACCGGUCCCUACAAGCUCAACGGUGUCCCACUCCGACGAGUCAAUGCCCGAUAUGUCAUUGCCACCAGCGCAUCCGUCAAGCUGACCGGCCUUGACGAGAAGACUUUGGAGAAGGUCUCUCAGCCCGGAUAUUUCACCGCCGGCAAGAGCACUGAGAAGAAGGGAGAGGAGGCUUUCUUCAAGCAAGGAGAAGCACCUGAGAAGAAGAAGACCACAAGCGAACGUGCCAGCGACCAAAAGGCCGUCGAUUCGGCCCUUUUGGCCACCAUCAAGAAGGAGGAGUUCCUCGACAGCUACCUUGCCUCCAGCUUCAGCCUACGGAAGGGUGACAGACCCCAUGAGAUGAAGUGGUAG
Molecule: messenger RNA, 708 nt
Organism: Trichophyton verrucosum HKI 0517
Lineage: Eukaryota; Fungi; Ascomycota; Eurotiomycetes; Onygenales; Arthrodermataceae
Exons: 4
Coding region: 1-708 (235 amino acids)
Biological process (GO): ribosomal large subunit assembly; cytoplasmic translation
Cellular component (GO): cytosolic large ribosomal subunit; ribosome
Molecular function (GO): structural constituent of ribosome; RNA binding
Source: RefSeq, a predicted model, not a curated record